AGUGUAUCACAUCUAGUGAGCAACCAUGAAGACUCUCAUCUUCCUCGCUCUCCUGGGAGCCGCUGUUGCUUUCCCCGCUGACGAUGAUGACAAGAUCGUCGGGGGUUACACCUGUGGCAGGAAUUCCAUCCCCUACCAGGUGUCCCUGAACUCUGGCUACCACUUCUGCGGUGGUUCCCUCAUCAACAGCCAGUGGGUCGUGUCUGCUGCUCACUGCUACAAGUCCCGCAUCCAGGUGCGUCUGGGAGAGCACAACAUCGAGGUCCUUGAGGGUGAUGAGCAGUUCAUCAACGCCGCCAAGAUCAUCCGCCACCCCAAAUACAAUGGAAACACCAUUGACAAUGACAUCAUGCUGAUCAAGCUGAGCACCCCCGCCACCUUCAACGCCAGAGUGGCCACCGUCUCUCUGCCCACUUCCUGCGCACCUGCUGGCACCAAGUGUCUCAUCUCUGGCUGGGGAAACACCAUGAGCAGUGGCAGCAACUACCCUGAGCUCCUGCAGUGCCUGAAUGCCCCCAUCCUGUCUGACAGCACUUGCCGCAAUGCCUACCCUGGCCAAAUCACCAACAACAUGAUGUGCCUGGGCUUCCUGGAGGGCGGAAAGGACUCUUGCCAGGGUGACUCUGGUGGCCCCGUGGUCUGCAAUGGAGAACUCCAGGGUAUCGUCUCCUGGGGCUACGGCUGUGCUUUGAAGGGCAAACCCGGUGUCUACACCAGGGUUUGCAACUACGUGAGCUGGAUUAAGCAGACUAUGGCUUCCAACUAAAUACUUUGUCUC
Messenger RNA from Sorex fumeus (smoky shrew), 778 nucleotides. Its product is annotated as trypsin. The transcript has 5 exons. Lineage: Eukaryota; Metazoa; Chordata; Mammalia; Eulipotyphla; Soricidae. Gene Ontology annotation, biological process: proteolysis. Gene Ontology annotation, molecular function: serine-type endopeptidase activity. Bases 26 to 766 code for a protein of 246 amino acids. The record is from RefSeq and is a predicted model, not a curated record.